Molecule: messenger RNA, 947 nt
Organism: Lactuca saligna
Lineage: Eukaryota; Viridiplantae; Streptophyta; Magnoliopsida; Asterales; Asteraceae
Source: the annotation of a GenBank genome assembly
AUGACAUUUUGUCAAUUCUUUAUAGACACGUGUUCGUCGCAUCUUUUCUUCACCGUUUUUGUGCCCAAUCACGUGUUCUUCUCCAUCGCUUCUGCUUCAUUCUUGUCUUGUUGCUCGCAACAUGGUGGCUUCCACCAUUUCUUUUCCCCAAUCAUAUUACUCCACCAUAUCUUCUCUAAAUCGAUUUGUGUCCCCUCUAACGUCUCACCCCUGAUACUUCAAACCACCAUCGAUUUAUCCACUUUUGUUCAACAGGGAAGCAGCAAGAACCAAGAACGCAUUCUGGCGUUGUUGGUGUUGGUGGUGCGACGACGUGGGUUGCUGGUCGCGGUGACGGGAGGCGUUGUGGUCUUCAGGUGUCGCAAAUUGAUUGCUUGGUGGCAGUUAUGUUCCACCGCUAUGAGUUCCAAUCAAUUUAGUCCAGGUAACGUCGCUCGCCACCAUGGUCCAAGCCACUGUCGCUCUCCACCACCGAUUGUCCCUGCAGGUGAUUCUCCCAGGAACUCAUGGUGUGCGAAUAUAGCUUCAUCGCCUGAUUUCCUUCUUCUAUUCCUUCACUGAUCGAGCCUUGAUUGCUUCAUCGAUGACUACAACCCAGAAAUCAGUUUCGUUAUGUUCUAUGCCUUUGUUAAUGGCAAGACUUGCGUCCGAUGUUCCUCAAAAAUCAGAAGAAAAAAUUCAGAUGCAUAUCCCCAUAUGCUCGAAAAGAAAUAAAUUUAGAUUCAUAUCCCCAUAUGCUCGAAAAUCAAAGGCAUACAUUCAUAUCGUCGAAAACAAGAAGGUAUAAAGAAAGCUUUUGUAAUUUCUAAAUAUUUUUUUAUUCUUUGUAUCAAGGUAUCAGAAUCACUGGGUAAUUAGGAUUAUUUGAUGCUUUUGUUGUGAAAUUCUACUUAUUGACUUUUUCUUAUGUGUCAUUUUUGUGAGUCGCAAGUAAUAUUGAAUUGUGG